UAAUUGAUUUGUCGUGUUUUACAUGUACUUUCGAUAAUUUUUGAGACAAAACUUAUAUUCACACUGUGCUAGAGGUUACUUAACUAGGGAAUUCCCCAGAAAAUUUCCCUCCGUCCUGCGUGUGUGUGGGUGUUCUGGGAUAGGCUUUGAGGAGCGGACUUUCAGUAUGGAGCCUGAGCACUGAGGUCUGAAGAUCCGUUCCGACAGGGCAACCUGUGAAGGACGGCAUGUUAGACUCGAGCUCACGCGCAAGGUAUCACAGCCCAAACACUUUCAGGAACCCCGAGCGGAGGGUGAGAGAUGGAAGCACCCCUCCUCAGUGUCUCCUUGAAUUUUCUGAUGAUAGAAAUCGAGCAACCUGCUUUUGACGCAGGGAUUAUUCACCUGAUACUGCCCGUCCAGACUACACGUAUGUGGGAAGGAGAUGAUGACAUCGACGGUGAAAAUACAAAAUCAAUUCCAACCUUGCCCAGUCUACCUGAGUUUGACAAGAUUUUAUCUGAUGACGUUCCUAGGCGUCGUCGACGAUCAAGAUCUCCAAAGAAGGUGCAAAAAGUAGCUUCUGGGUCUAAAUCUGUGCAUAAAGUUAAAAAACAUCGACCACUUCUCCCCAAACCAGCGGAGACAACAACCUCAUUAUCAACUAGUCACUCUCCAUCCAUUUUUUCUUUGGAAUCUUCAGAUAUAUUUGACAUAUCUGAUUUGGAAUUCGAUACAGAACUCACAUCAAUAUCAAUACCUCAUGAGCUUUCUGACCUGUAUGGUGAGCUCCCGGAUCCCCAGCCCGGCACAAGUCUACAAGAUGUAACUGUUUUCAGAGAAGUCAAAGAGUCAAAGCCAGAGCAGGAGGAAGAUCCAGGCCCAAGUAGCUCAAGCUUUAGUAGGGACAUUCCCAGUGAUAUUCCUCGAAUAUUGGACCUCGCAUCAUCCUCCUCAGAGGAAUCCCCUGUUUUUGAGCGAUCUUCAGACGAGGUUGUUAAGGAUUUUGUACACGGAGAAGAACAGGAAGAACGCCAAGAGCCAGGCCCAAGUAGCUCAAGCUUUGGCAAGAAAAGACCCAGUUACAUACCUCUUACUUUUGACGUCUCUUCAUCGGAGACAGAGGCAUCUCCUGGAUUUGGGAGAACGUCGGAUGAGGUCGUGAAGGUUUUCGUGUACGAGGAAGACCAAGAGGUAAAGCAAGCCGCUGCUGAAUCUGAAAAGUCUCAAUCAGUUUUGCCGUUGAUUAAAGAAGAACUGAGGACCAGGAUUCAACUGAAACGACUUAUAUCCGGGGAUGGAGACACAGAACCCGAUAUUAGAAAACCUUAUCAGAUGACAUUAGAUGAACUGAAAAAGCGAGAGAGAAAGAAGGAACAGAACAGAAGGGCCGCUCUGCGAUCAAGACUGAAACAAACAACUCAAGAGAGCGAGAUCAUACAGAGACACAGUGAUCAGCUGAUACAGAAUGAGGAACUGGAAAAACAAAAAGAAGAAUUGAAAAAAGAACGAAAUCUUUUGAUCAAGUAUCUUGAGCAUCAUUUCAGUACUGGAUGUGAGCUGCCUCGUUGUGCCACAGAUGUGGAACAACUCCAAAAUAUCCUCAAGGGUUUACAUCAACAACGACGUUGAUGGCGUCUCCAGCAAAUAAUUAUGUUCAAAUCUUUACAUUCAAGUCCAACCAUGAACGUAGAUACCUUCCGCUAUGUUUCACGUUUUUCACAUGAAUGUCUUUAUUCUAAAGUAGGUGUCUUAACUUCGAAUUUUGUGCGCAGUUUAAGUAAUAAUACCGGUAUUUAUGAAACAGGAGAUAGAUAUAUAUUUUACACGUGUAAUGCUGUAGGAACUGUAUUACACGAAAUUUGUUUUCUGAAGAAACCAUUCAUACGUAUCUUACUAGUGUAAUGAUGAAAAAACUGCAUAGCACUGUAAAGAUUUGUAAUCUUAAAAUAUAUGUUUUCAGCGUGAGUGCUGAACAGAAUGCCAUUCUCAGGGAUAACGGUAUGAAUCAAUUUUCACCAAUUUUAUAAACAGACAAAGAAGAAUGUUCCAAAUGAAGUCGACUUGGAUUCUAAAAGGUUCAAGAGACCAGAAGCAGAACGAAGACAAGGAUAAAGGGGGCGAUGAGAAGAGGGCAAAUCCCGGUCAUGGGAGCCCAGUCGCGAGUUACUUUAUCCUGCAACUGCAACUACCAAUUCUUCAACUACAUCAGAUACCAGAUAGCAGGGCAGUUUUAAUGGGCUGUCCAGGGUCUCGACAACAACAGAAGAGGGCCACCAGAAGGAACAACAGAGGCUUCCUGAGUUCAGCCGUCAGAGGGACUGACCAUUUACUUGUCAGGGACUGGGAGGGCAUGCAGCAGGAAAGACUUUUAGGCCUGGGGACAAAUUAUUUUCCAGUCAUUUCAUUCCAGAUUAUCAAAUGGUCAGCUGCCUUGACUUCAUCUUGGUAUCCAUGGUAUAGUUAUAAUGUUACAAUUAUUUGUCAAACGAUGACUACAUGUAUAACAUGAUUGCCAUAUGGCUGAUGUACAUGUACUGCAUUUUGUCCGAAUAGUUAUUUCAAAUGAUAUCUGAUAAGACGGGUUUAUUUCCAUAAGUAUAUACAUACAUGAUCUGCAGGUGUUUGAAGGAUUGUCUUGUCAAGGCUGCAGGUUAUAGGCUGCCGUCGUAUGGCGUUGUGUGUCGAUGGCAAAAGAGGCUUACCUUUAUGCAGUUUUGGGUUCCCCUUUCGCGAACACAUGGUGUCAGUAAUUUUCAAAAAUCAAUUCAUAUUGUUUUCAACACACGUUUUGACCCGUGAAGAUCCGGGUUAGAAUUGAUCUUCAGUCACCCGUAAGAGGCGACUGACGGGAUCGGGUGGUCAGGCUCGCUGACUUGGUUGACACAUGUCUUCGUAUCCCAAUUGCCUAGAUCGAUGCGCAUGCUGUUGAUCACUGGAUUGUCUGGUCCAGACUCGAUUAUUCCUGAGUGCUGUGUAAAACUUAACUCACUCACUCAAUACACUUUUGCCUUUUAGACCAAGUGGGAUCUGUUUCGGUUGGUAACAGAAACUUAUUGUUCUCCGGAUUCGUCGUAUUAUACUCAGAGAUGGAGCCAUCGUGCGAUAAAGAACUGUAUCAAAUAAGCCUUUGUUACUCAUAAUACAGAAUGCCACUGUAAGUUAUAGUGUUUCUUUAUGUCAUACACUACUCGUUCAAAUGAACAGCUGAUUAAAAAUUCGUUCAUGUUCAACUGAUGAAUAUGAACAAGAAACAUCACGAAGGCUUGGCAAUGGCUAGUUUUAGUUGAAAGCUUCUGGUUUGAUUUGGACAUAGUUCCAGCAGCAUCCUGGAUGGUACCUUGGAUGAUGUGGAUGCGGAUCUUCUUGAAUAGUAUUGUUUGGUAUUGGGAUGUAUAUGGGAAUUUGGCAAUGGAUCUUUAUAUAAUCAUAUAUAUUGGUCUAUUGGUGAUUUGGUCAACUUCAUCGUAGAAAACAGUACCUUCAUUUAAAACACAUGAUAGAAACAUGGUCGCAUAUAAACCACAACGUAGUAAUACCCUUUCAUGCCAUUUUUCUUUACACAAAUAUUUAAUAAAAUAUUUCAAUAUUAUUUUAAUAAUAUUGAUUAUAUAUCUUUAAUCAUUACACAAUUAAAUAUAUAUAAUCAAAUAUUACACAAUGAAAGGUAUAUAAUUCAAUAUAAUUUUGUAAUGGUAUUUUUAAAAUUAUCUUGUAUAAAAUGUUACUAUUAGAGUAAGCAAUAUUAGUGCAUGAUUCGAUCCAUGUUACGAAGACAAUAUUCGUAUCAAGUUGUUUAUGUGAAGGUAAUAUCUUCGAAAGGGGCGCCCUGUGUGAAGUGUGUUAUUUGAUAAAGGAUAAUGCAUCAACAUCGUGCAACACCCAUAUUGUUGCUGAAGUUCUAAACCCCAGUUCUCUUCCCUUUCUGUCCCACGUAAUAACAUUGGCGCUAUUGUUUUGUAAAUCAGGUAGUAUCAUUUGAGUCUCCAAAUAAAAGAACAUAUGUUGUUGUGGCCUGUUAGCACGAAACAAUAUGUCUCAGGAGUAAACAGAGGAACUUUAUUGUAUUGGUAAAUUCAUUUUCUUGAUGUUUGUUCAUUGUGUUGUGUGUGUUCUUUGAUUUCACAUACAUUAAAGUUUGAGUCCAGGUAAGGAAAAUUAAGAAAGUGUUCGAAUUGACGGUAUCCUCUUAAAGAAUGUUAUGCAGAGCCUUUGGAUUGUCAUUUUUCUUAGUUUUACCAAGUUCCAAACUUAAUAACGACAUGAGUUAUUUUACAGACUGACUGAUUCUACAAACAUGCUCACGAACUGGGAUAAUAUGCAUGUAAAAGGAAAUAUGUAUGGUAGAAACGAUAGUACAAAGCGGUAAAAUCUCAAUUUAACUCAUUUAAUAACUAAUUUAUAACUCAUUAUAAUAUUCUAACCUGUGUUUGUGUUUUACCUCGGGUACUUCAACUUUUCUAUUUAGACUGUAACAUACUUUUACAAAUUAAUUUCAAUUGAUAACUUUCCUUAAGUUAGUCAAAAGGCGUUAUUGCCAAUUGUAUUCUAUUCACAAUAAAAGAAUAAUUCUUAUCGAGCUAGUAAUGGAAGAAACGGAUGGAUUUUCAAAUAAUAAUUGAUGUCAGGUUGGUCAAGGUAUGUGGUAGGAGGGGUGAUAAUACCACUCUUCAAUGUUCUUCUACCAGCCAUACGAUAGAUAAUGGACGUAUGGACAGUGCUCAGUAAGUGCAACAUCAUAUUUGGUUUUCUGGUUUAGGGCUGUUUGGUUUUCUGGUUUGAUAUUGACAACAUUCUAACGUUUAAUAUCUGGUUCGAAAGUUAGUUCGAAAUGUAGGUUAAAAAUGACAAAAUGUUCUACUGAGCUGUUUUCAUAAUAGAGUAGGGUGUCAGGAAGCAGGUUUGUGGGUGGUUAUUACAAGGUUCAUUUGUUAUAGUUCUUGUAGUCUUAAUAGUAUGUUUUGGAAGAUUUUAGUUCGAAAUGCAGGUUAAAAAUAGCAAAAUGUUUUAUCAUUUUCAUAAUAGUGUAGGAACUCGGGAAGCAGGUUUGUGGGUGGUUAUCGCAAGGAUCCAUGCGUUAUAUUUCUUUUUGUCUUAAUAGUAUGUUUUGUCACAGGAACGGAUUUGAUGUUGAAUCGGUGGGAAUAUAGUCUUUCAAUAUUUGCAUGAUCAAAUACAUUCGAAUUUAUACAAAAUAAUCAGUGUACACAACAUAUCUAUCAAACGGCUGUGUUAUUCGACAAGCAUCUAGGCAUAUGUGCCAAGUUGUACCUAUGCAUACCAUUUACGUAAGUCGAUCCUCACUGAAAGUAUUGGCAUAAAGAGUCCCUUUUAUGACGUUGAGGUUUUAUCCUCCGCACGUGCCAUAUCUGUUAGCAUCAUGUUUCCUAAUUUCUUAAUUUGAACAAACUUGACGAUUUCCGUUUUUUACACUUGGAGUGGAGUCCUUUUAAGAGACACUAUCACAAAGUAACUCGCAUGUGCCUUCGAAUAUCUAACGACAUUACGCAUGAUCUUAUCAAAGUUAACGGUCAUCUUCGAAUCUAACCACCUGUGAAGGUCCGGGUUAGAAUAUUGAUCUUUAGUAACCUAUGCCUGUCGUAAGAGGCAACUAACGGGAUCAGGUGGUCAGGCUCGCUGACUUGGUUGACACAUGUCAUCGGUUCCCAAUUGCGCAGAUCGAUGCUC
This is a messenger RNA of Haliotis rubra (blacklip abalone), 5667 nucleotides long. RefSeq lists its product as uncharacterized. The transcript has 5 exons. The record is from RefSeq and is a predicted model, not a curated record. Lineage: Eukaryota; Metazoa; Mollusca; Gastropoda; Lepetellida; Haliotidae. Gene Ontology annotation, cellular component: nucleus. Gene Ontology annotation, molecular function: DNA-binding transcription factor activity, RNA polymerase II-specific; RNA polymerase II cis-regulatory region sequence-specific DNA binding. Gene Ontology annotation, biological process: regulation of transcription by RNA polymerase II. Bases 301 to 1611 code for a protein of 436 amino acids.